Adineta steineri is the source of this 1218-nucleotide messenger RNA. The record is from the annotation of a GenBank genome assembly. NCBI's taxonomy places the organism in Eukaryota, Metazoa, Rotifera, Eurotatoria, Adinetida, Adinetidae.
AUGAAUGUCAAUGAAAGUGACUAUUAUACUCUUAAUAUCAACAGCAGUGUUAAUAUAUAUGGCUACAUAUACACAGAGAAUUUCGAUCCACUUAAUCCAUCUACAAAUUUAAUUCUGGCGAAUAAGAACAAUUUCGGUGAAUCUCAGUUCGAAUUCAGAGCUUUUCUUCGAUCCACCACUGCAAAUAUAUUGGUUGUGACAACAGCUAGUCCAAACGCAACAGGAAAAUUCUCAGUUACUGUGUCUGGCAACAAUAUUGUCACUUUUAAACGUCUAAUACGACCAUCACGAGCACCUGCUGUUGACAUUCAUCCGAACGCAAAAUGGGUACAAAAUCGUAUCAAUGUGGCUGGAGGAAACGGAGAAGGCGAAAACAGAAGUCAACUGGCUUAUCCGCACGGCUUAUAUGUCGACGAUGAUGAAACGGUUUAUGUCACAGAUUGGAAUAAUGGCCGUGUGAUGGAAUGGAAAUGGUAUGCAAUGAAUGGUCGAGUUGUAGCUGGUGGGAAUGAACGAGGAAAUGGAUCUCAUCAGCUGAGUCUUGCAAACGAUGUGAUUGUCGAUAAAGAGGAAGAUAAUCUCAUCAUCUGCGAUUCUUAUAAUAACAGAGUGGUUCGUUGGCUUCGUCAAAAUCUAACAAAUGGAGAAACAAUCAUGUCGAACAUCUCUUGUUGGGGCUUGACAAUGGAUGAGAGUGGAGUCCUCUAUGUCGUCGAUGUUAAAAAACAUGAAGUGAUACAAUAUUCAAGAGGAGAAUCUGAAGGAACAGUCGUUGCAGGUGGUAAUGGAAAUGGAACGCGUCUCGACCAACUGAAUCAUCCUAGCUACGUAUUUGUCGAUCAAAAUCAUUCAGUAUACGUGUCGGAUACGAAAAAUCAUCGUGUGAUGAAAUGGGAAGAAGGUGCAAAACAAGGUAUUGUCGUAGCCGGUGGUCAAGGACAAGGAAAUAAUCUUACACAAUUGUCAGAACCUCAAGGAAUUGUUGUCGAUCAAUUGGGCACUGUUUAUGUAGCUGAUUAUUAUAAUUCGCGCAUUAUGCGUUGGCCACAAAGCGCCAUACAAGGAAGCGUCAUUGCUGGUAGAAGCGAUGCAAAAGAAGAGUCAAAUCAAUUGUAUUGUUUCAUAGGUUUAUCAUUCGAUCCACGUGGUAAUCUCUAUGCCGCCGAUUCCUGUAAUCAUCGAGUACAAAAAUUUAAUAUCGAACAGACAAAAAAUUAA